AAGCUGAUGCCAGAGGCACCUCACUCUUCUAAACCCUAUACUCUCUCUUCCUGUAUAUUUAUGCUUGAGGAUUAGUCGUUCCGCGGGGAUCGUUUUAGCAGUGGUUGGAUCUGGGUUUGGUUUCUGCAGCCUCUGCGUCGAAGAAAGCCCCAACUCCAGCUACAUCUUCGGCCGAGCCACUCCGUCAUCCUAGUCUGCGACGCCUCCGUCCUCAACUCUCACUCAGUAUCUUUUGUCGUUUUUGUAAGAGGAAAAGAGACAUGAAGUUCAUCGCCGCAUACUUGUUGGCUGUACUGGGAGGCAAAGCCAGCCCAUCCGCUGGUGACAUCAAGAAAAUCCUUUCCUCUGUGGGUGUUGAGGCUGAUGACAGUAAGCUUGAGCUGCUCUUGUCUCAAGUUGAGGGGAAAGAUAUCACAGAGUUGAUUGCAGCCGGAAGGGAGAAAUUAGCUUCCGUACCAAGCGGUGGUGGUGGUGGUGCUGUGGCAGCUGUUGCUGCUGCACCUUCCAGUGGUGGUGGGGCUGCCCCAGCUGCUGAAGAGAAGAAAAAGGAAGAGAAGGUUGAAGAAGAAUCUGACGAUGAUAUUGGCUUUGAUCUUUUUGGAGGAGAUGAUUAGAGGUGUUUUACUUCUAUAUGUUUGUUUGGAUAAUACUAUCAAGUUUUAGCAUCCCUUCCCGUUUUUUACUUUUCAAUGAAGACUCCUGAAUCUUUUUCUGCCUAUUGUAUUAUUACAAAUUUACAAUAGCUGAAUCUUGAAACUGACAUCUCCCUCUUCAUUCCCCUCUCAAGCCUAUUUUUGAAAACGAUUUUUAUUAGAACACCGUAUUGCGUAUUUUACUUUGACUUUCAGUGGUUCUGCUGGCAUUAUUUACCGUUUUGUUUUACUCACAAAUUAAUUGUUUUUGAAAAUUUACUCUUGAUAAAUGUAUUCAGUUGUCUCAAGAGCAAACCUUUUAUUUAUGAGUACUUGGCCAGUUGGCCUUGAGGCUUUGAGCAAGUUAACUUUGUUAUGCUUAAAAGUUUCUCAACAUUUUAUUUUUUCAAGCUAGUUUCUUUGUAUUUACUGUUCUGUAGUAAUGUCAGUAGUAUUGUGUUCCAAGCUGGCCCAAAGUUAAGACUGCCAGUUGUAUUCUUGCUUUGCUUAUGCUCUUUCUGGGAGCAGAUGUACUUCUAGGUUCUCCAAAUUGCUUCAAGAAGCAGUUUUUAGAACCUCGGAGAAAACAACUUUACUUUUGAAAAAUUGUUUGUGAUUCUGCUUCUUUUGUUAAACAAGAAGUAGAAGCAUAAUCAAUUCCAAAUAUCUCAUUAUAAGAAAUGUCAAAGGUGAGCUAAAUAGUAACAACCAUUCUUGUCAUACAUAAAAUAUACACACACCCUUAUCACACUCUCUUAUUUACACGGACAAUUAUUGCAAACAAUUAGAGGUGUACACAUUUUGUGUAUAUUUUACAUAGGGGUGGACUCAGGUCCGGGUCGGGACCGGGUCGGGCCUAGGCUCGGGCGGGCCGGCGGUUCAAGAAUGGUGGACCCGGGACCGGCCCGGGUAGCCACCGGGUCUGGUCCGGGUCCGGGCCAGGCCGGGCCACCGGUUUGGAUUUUUUUUUUGCUUUCCAAACCCCCCCACCCCCCUUCACCCCCCUCCCAAACCCCCCCAAACCCAUCCUACCCAUCAAGCCCAACCCGGGUGGAAGCCCAAAAAUGAAAAAAAAAAUAAAAAAAAAUCAAUUUGGCCCGGGCCUGACUCGGCUGGGCCGGUUCACCAAAAUUCAGACCCGAGCCCGGACCCGCCUUACCUCCCGGGCCUAGGCCCGACCCGGACCCGAGAACCGGACCGGUCCCGGUCCCGCACAGUAGCGGGCCGGGCCGGUCCACGGGCCGGGUGGCCCGACCCGAGUCCAAGCCUAAUUUUACAUUCACCUAUGUAUACAAAUAAUUCUUUAGGGAAAAGUACGGGAAAGGUAAUUGUGGUUGAGGCUGUUUUCAAAUAGGGUCAUGUGUAGUGGUGCACUCGGUUCGGGUCGGGCUCGGUUCAGGCCUUGAACCGGCCGGGCCUCGGUUCAUAGAAGGCAGGCCCGGAACCGGCCCGGAUAACCCCGGGUCCGGUUCGGUUCGGGUCACCUGCCCGGUUCACGGGCCGGGCUGCCCGGCGGGCUUGGCCUAUUUAAUUUUUUUUUAAAUAUUAUAUAAUUAGAAUAAUUCUUAUUAAAAUUACAAUAUAUUAUAUUCGAAUUGAAGUAUAUUUAUU
Molecule: messenger RNA, 2243 nt
Organism: Cuscuta europaea
Lineage: Eukaryota; Viridiplantae; Streptophyta; Magnoliopsida; Solanales; Convolvulaceae
Source: the annotation of a GenBank genome assembly